This is a messenger RNA of Tripterygium wilfordii, 6693 nucleotides long. RefSeq lists its product as uncharacterized. Gene Ontology annotation, cellular component: nucleus; membrane. Gene Ontology annotation, molecular function: potassium ion transmembrane transporter activity; zinc ion binding; RNA polymerase II transcription regulatory region sequence-specific DNA binding. Lineage: Eukaryota; Viridiplantae; Streptophyta; Magnoliopsida; Celastrales; Celastraceae. Bases 334 to 6507 code for a protein of 2057 amino acids. Gene Ontology annotation, biological process: potassium ion transmembrane transport; regulation of DNA-templated transcription. The record is from RefSeq and is a predicted model, not a curated record. The transcript is spliced from 15 exons.
UUCCCUAUAUAAGAUCGUCCGUCGUCGCUUCAUUUUCUAUUCGUUGUCUGGUCGGCUUCUCUCUCGCUCUCUCUGCGAGAAAACCCAAUAUCGUGGUAGACAACGUUCUUCUUCUAUCACACAUAUCCUACGGAAGCGGAGUGAAUUACAGAGCUACUCUAUUUGAACACCAGAGAGAAAGAAAGAGCAUUCGUUGAGUCAAAUUCGGGUUUGAUUGUGUAAUUCAGUUUGAAAGGAAUUGAAGAAAGAGUCCAUUUUAUCAAAUCCCUGUUUGCCUGCCACUACAUAGUGGUCACUUGGUUUCCUGUGGAUACGAGUUUGAGAUCACAAAGCAUGAGCGAUCAGUCCCGCAGUGAUCGAUCCAGACUUCCUGCAAGAAAUGUUCGCCAAGGGUGGGUACCAAGAGGAGCCGCCGCUGCCUUAGCUGUGAACCCACCUUCAGCUAUCCCACCUUCAACUAUCCCACGUUCUACUAUCAGUUCUAACCCACCUGGAAAUGGUACGCAUUCUCAUCCUAACAAUGCUCCUCCUGAUAAUAGACACAGGAUGAACAAUGCUUCCAGGGACCACACAGGACGGUCUUCAAAUACUAGGAAGGAUAGGGGGAGGAUUGAGACUCAGACUGGGAAAGUGAAGGAUGAGAAUUUGCCUCAACUUGUGCAAGAAAUCCUGGAGAAACUCGUGAAGGGUACACUUGAGUGUAUGAUUUGUUAUGAUAUGGUGCGAAGGUCUGCUCCCAUUUGGUCGUGCAAGAGCUGUUAUGCAAUUUUCCAUUUGAAUUGCAUCAAGAAAUGGGCUGGUGCACCCACUUCCGUUGAUCUUUUGGCGGAGAAAAAUCAGGGUUUCAAUUGGCGGUGCCCUGGUUGUCAAUCUGUACAGCUCAUUUCAUCAAAAGAGAUUCGGUAUGUUUGUUUCUGUGGGAAGAGACCUGACCCACCUUCUGAUUUUUAUUUGACACCUCAUUCUUGUGGAGAACCCUGUGGAAAGCAGCUUGAGAAAGAGGUUGGUGGUGAGCAUAGUGGUGAUCUUUGCCCUCAUGUUUGUGUGUUACAGUGUCAUCCAGGUCCCUGCCCUCCUUGUAAAGCAUUUGCACCUCCACGCGUUUGUCCAUGUGGGAAGAAAGUAAUUACAACAAGAUGCUCAGACCGGAAGUCUUUGAUCACUUGUGGUCAGCGUUGUGAUAAGCUUCUUGACUGCCAGCGUCACCGUUGUGAACGUGUUUGCCAUCUUGGUCCAUGCGAUCCUUGUCAGGUCCCGAUUAACGCCUCUUGUUUUUGCAAGAAAAAGGUGGAGGUGGUUCUAUGUGGAGAAAUGGCUGCGAAAGGUGAACUUAAAGCUGAAGAUGGUGCUUUUUCCUGUAAUUCAACUUGUGGAAAGACGCUGAGUUGUGGAAAUCAUGAUUGUGUAGAAACAUGUCAUUCUGGCCUUUGUGGAGAGUGUGAUUUGAUGCCUGGCAGGGUUAAGUUGUGCUGUUGUGGAAAGACUAGCUUGCAGGAGGAACGCCAAAGUUGUUUGGACCCAAUUCCUACUUGUUCACAGAUAUGUGGUAAGGCCCUUCCUUGUGGGAUGCAUCACUGUGAGGAGGUAUGCCAUGCUGGGGAUUGUCCACCCUGUAGGAUUCUUGUCACACAAAACUGUCGAUGUGGAUCAACAUCUAGGAAUGUGGAAUGCCAUAUAACAACCAAGGAAAAUGAGAAAUUUGCAUGUGAAAGAUCUUGCGGGCAGAAGAAGAGCUGUGGGAGGCACAGGUGUAGUGAGAGGUGCUGCCCUCUCUCAAAUUCUUACAAUCAUCAUUCUGGGAUUUGGGAUCCGCACUUUUGCCAGAUGGCAUGUGGCAAGAAGCUAAGAUGUGGACAGCAUUUUUGUGAAUCAUUAUGUCACAGUGGCCAUUGCCCACCUUGUCUUGAUACUAUUUUCACUGAUCUGACUUGUGCAUGUGGGAAAACUUCAAUUCCUCCUCCCCUGCCGUGUGGGACACCUACGCCGUCCUGUCAACUUCCAUGCUCGGUUCCUCAGCCUUGUGGCCACCCGUCUUCUCACAGCUGCCACUUUGGAGACUGCCCUCCUUGCUCGGUGCCUGUAGCAAAAGAGUGCAUUGGUGGACAUGUUGUUUUAAGGAACAUUCCUUGUGGUUCAAAGGAUAUUCGGUGUAACAAGCUCUGUGGAAAGACCAGGAGGUGUGGUCUCCAUGCAUGUAGCAGGACUUGUCACCUACCACCAUGUGACUCUUCCUGUGGACCUGACCCUGUGUCAAAGGCUUCUUGUGGGCAGGCAUGCGGUGCUCCUAGGAGAGAUUGCAGGCACACAUGUACUGCACCUUGUCAUCCGUCAGUUUCUUGCCCUGAUGUGGGGUGUGAGUUCCCGGUUACUAUCUCAUGUGGUUGUGGUCGGUUAACGGUAGCGGUUCCUUGUUAUGCUGGAGGUAGCAGUAGCAGUUCUAGUGCUGAUACCAUAUACGAAGCCUCCAUUGUCCAAAAGCUGCCAGUACCACUUCAACCAGUGGAAUUAAAUGGGAAGAAGGUACCACUUGGACAGAGGAAGCUUAUGUGUGAUGAUGAAUGUGCCAAAUUGGAGCGUAAAAAGGUUCUUGCUGAUGCCUUUGAUAUUACACCCGUCAACUUGGAUGCCCUUCAUUGUGGUGUGAAUUCUGUUAUGUCAGAGUUACUUGGAGAUUUGUAUAGGCGUGAUCCCAAGUGGGUGCUAUCUGUAGAGGAAAGAUGCAAGUAUUUAGUAAUGGGCAAGAGCAGAGGGACUACAAGUGGUCUUAAGGCCCAUGUUUUCUGUCCGAUGCUGAAGGAUAAGAGAGAUGCCGUGAGACUUAUAGCUGAGAGGUGGAAGGUUGCAAUUUAUUCUGCUGGCCGGGAGCCUAAGAGUUUCAUUGUGGUUCAUGCUACACCUAAAUCUAAGGCUCCACCACGAGUUAUCGGAGUUAAGGGUACCACUGCUCUGAAUGCAUUCCAUCUACCAGUUUUUGAUCCUUUGGUUGACAUGGAUCCUAGGUUUGUUGUUUCUUUUAUAGAUCUGCCAAGAGAAGCAGAUAUUAAUGCGUUAGUCCUGAGGUUUGGUGGGGAGUGUGAGCUAGUUUGGCUGAAUGACAAGAAUGCCUUGGCUGUCUUUCAUGAUCCUGCCCGAGCCGCGACUGCAAUGAGGAGACUGGAUCAUGCAUCUGUCUACUAUGGGGCUUCAGCAAUUUCUCAUAGUGUUGGAGCACUUGGGGGAUCAUCCAUUAGUAAUGUCUGGGGAGGAGCAGGGUCAACUGAGGAGAGAGGUGCCCUUACUGCAUUGAAGGGCAACUCAUGGAAGAAGGCUGUACUUCAGGAUCCUGGUAGCAGAGAAGAUUCGUCGGUUGAUGAAGAAUGGUCGAGUGGUUCUGCAGUGCAGGGUUCUGCUUGGAAGGUGAAUGAAGCUCCCAUUGCUGCCUCAAUCAACCGGUGGAGUGCGAUUGACUCUGAAACAUCUUUGAAACCAGCUGCUCCAUCUGUUAGAAUUGAGGAUCAUGCAGAACGUGUGGGAAAUCAAUCCAAGUCAAGUUUUGAAUCAAUUGCAACUAGUUCGAGUUCAGCCGGGCAACCCAAGGCAGCAGCAGAUGUCAGUGACAAUGAUCUCACUGAAGUAGUGGAUGACUGGGAGAAGGCUUAUGAAAAGGUAUUUGGUGAUGAGGAUUUGUUUAUUAAUUUCCGGAAAUCUCAUCAAAAUCCACAGGGAGUCUGUAGCUCUACUGCAUUUAUACAUUUACGCGGUAAUGGUUGGCAACUUUUUAUAUUUGAGCAGAGAUGUGCAGUACUUGUUUUUGUCGAUGUUGAACUUGAAAGAUUGCAGAAGAAGAAACUUUCUUGUUUCACAUGGAGAUUUACAGACUGUUUUCAUGCAUUUGCUGGUGGAAGCAGUGUCCUCAUCCCUUGCAGUUGCACAAUGAGUUCAGCACAGUCCCUACUCGAAGAUGAACAACAGUUAGCGAAUGCAGGACAAAAAGAGCAGAGGAAGUGGGAAUGUAUAGAUUGGAUAGACUCAAUUCCUGGUGCAUUUAAUCUUCUCUUGCUGGUCCAUUUAAUCUUCUGUGUCUUUUUCUUUUCUCUGCCAUUCUUUAUUGUCUCUCAGUUUAUUCCUCUCUCUGUUCAUCUGUUCAUGGACCCUGAAGUACCUUCAAGUCCCUCGCUUGAUGGGUUUAAGAAGCAUACACUCCUUUUGUCUUUCCAAAGCCUUGGAGUAGUUUUUGGGCGCUUGAGCACCGCUCCCUUAUAUGUCUAUGGCACGAUCCCAGUAGAAGAAUUCACAUCGUCCGAUUCUGCAUAUCAAUACUUCUCUUUUAUUUUCUGGACUCUGACUAUCAUUACCUUGCUUAAGUAUGCCAUCAUUGUACUGAGGGCCGAUGAUGAUCGAGAAGGUGGUCCAUUUGCUCUGUACUCAUUAUUGUGCAGACAUGCUAAAGUUGGUCUGCUUCCUAAUGAUAGAACUGGUAAUGAGGUUAUGCAUUAUGAGGCUGGAAGCCCUUUCAGGAUCAAGAAGGAAUCCAGGGCUAGAAGGGCAAUCAAAAACAAUAAAAGUUGUCAUUAUGUGAUGCUGUUAUUGGCACUGUUUGGUGCUUGUGUGAUGAUUGGUGAUGCAGUGCUUACCCCAGCUAUUUCUGUGUUAUCUGCUUCAUCGGGUCUUCAGCAAUCAUUAUCAGAUAUGGCAGAUAAAUUUUCCUCUUCACCAAAGGCGCAGGACCACAUCGCAGAAGACCUGAAUAAGUAUGUCGCAGUUCCGUUUGCCUGUGCCAUAUUGGUGUGCCUUUUCACACUCCAGCAGUAUGGGACCCAUAAAAUAGGCUUUGUGUUUGCUCCAAUUAUCAUCAUAUGGCUCUUAUUCAUUGGUGGAGUAGGCAUACAUAAUAUAGUGCAAUGUGAACCCAAAAUCAUGUCUGCAAUCUCCCCGGUAUAUAUGUAUAGAUUCAUCAGAAAUAUUGACAAAAGAAGUUGGAGGUCAUUGGGGAGCAUCCUUCUGUGCAUUGCAGGAUCAGAGGCUAUGUUUGCGGAUUUAGGUCAUUUCUCAAAAAAGUCAAUCCAGAUUGUGUUGGUGUCCUUGAUUUAUCCAGUUCUAAUUCUGUGCUAUGCGGGUCAAUCUGCAUUUAUUUCCAAGAACUAUGAAAAUUUUGAAGAUUUCAAUCAUCUCAGCCGAUCUAUACCUGAACUUGCACGUCAUGUCUUUGUAGUGCUAUCUCUGCUUGCUUCAGUUGUAGGAAGCCAAGCAAGUUUAACGGGAAGUUUCUCCAUCAUAAAGCAGUGUCUGGCACUUGGUUGUUUUCCCCGAGUAAAAGUUGUACAUACAUCAGAUAAACUUAAUGGCCAAGUUUAUAUUCCAGAUAUCAACUGGUUAUUAAUGGUUCUUAGUCUCGCUGUUACAAUUGGUUUCCAUGAUGCUGUCCGGAUAGGUAAUGCAGCAGGUUUGGCAAUUGUUUCUGGAAUGCUCGUAACAUCUUGUUUGAUGUCGCUCGUGAUUGCUUUAUACUGGGAGAAGAGUUGGUUGGCCUCAGCGUCCUUCUUACUCUUCUUUGGCUUGGUGGAAGCCAUUUAUCUAUCAGCAUGCAUGUUAAAUUUUCACAAAGGCGCCUGGUCUUUGGUCGUGUUUAUUGCAUUGUCCUUGACAAUCAUGCUUGCAUGGCAUUACGGAACUAUGAAGAAGUACGAGCUUGAUUUGCAAAACAAGGUAUCUACAGAAUGGCUGACAGACUAUAGUCCGGGCCUUGGGGUUGCCAGAGUACCCGGAAUCGGUUUCGUCUUUACUGAUAUAGUGACAGGAAUCCCAGCUUUCUUCUCACAUUUCAUUACAAAUCUUCCUGCAUUUCAUAAAGUGCUGAUCUUUGUCUCCUUCAAGUCUUUACCUGUCCCUCACCUGCCCCCCAGUCGACGUUAUCUUAUAGGCCGGGUUGGUGCCAAGACGUAUAAAAUCUUUCGAUGCAUUGUGAGAUACGGGUACUGUGAUCAUAUUCAGGACACAAAUGAUUUCGAGGAGCAGAUUAUUCGUUCGAUUGCAGAAUUCAUUUCCCAGGAAGAGAACGAUUUCGAAUCUCUUGUCUCCCCUGAAGGAAGAAUGCUUGUGGUUGGAAAUCCAUCGCCGGAGGGAGAUGCCAUAAUUCCUGUACAGGAUACUUGCUCAGCUGUGGGAACUACAAGCUCUGCUAACAAUGAAACUCAGAUAACUGAGAUAAGUCCAGCGGGAGAUUCAUCGGAUACUGGUUUUCCUUCGGUCAGAAGAAAGAAGAAGGUACGAUUUACAUUGCCAGCAAAUCGUCCUAAAAUGAACGUCUUCAUCAGGGAGGAGCUACAAGAACUAAUUGAUGCCAGGGAGAGUGGUACUGCAUACUUCCUAGGCCGGUCUCAUUUAACCGUUCGUCAAGGCUCGAGCUUCUUGAAGCAGUUUCUAACCAAGACCUACGUUUUCUGCAAUAACAAUUGCCGAGCGCAUCCAGUUGCAUUGAACAUCCCUCAUGCUGCUCUUGUGGAGGUUGGUAUGGUCUAUACAAUAUAAACAAUCAACAAUACACAUUUUAUACAUGGAAUGAAUGUUGUCAGAAUUUAGUCCUACAUGAUGAGUUUUUGAGGUCUGUAAAAAUGUCGGAUUGUCGGUAAAAACGACACUGUUUUAAGGUUUGUCUAAGUGUUGGUGUGGUCUAUACAUUCGUUCAAAAUGUAUGUUGCUGCAUUAGCUUUGUGA